CUUCGCCUUCUGUCAAUCUUUUUGUUCAUGUGCGCUCUCGCCUCUCGGCUUCAUCAGUUUUUGACGGAUUUACUUGAAAAUUGUGAAUAUUUCGAAUAAAACGUGGUGAAAUCUUCAAACUUUUUUUGAAAAAUGCAACCGCAAAUAGUUCUGCUAAAGGAAGGUACCGAUACCUCUCAGGGAAAGCCGCAGCUAAUUUCUAACAUCAAUGCCUGCCAAUCAAUCGUAGAUGCGGUGCGAACUACGCUUGGUCCACGCGGUAUGGAUAAGCUGCUCGUGGACAACAAUGGCAAGGCAACGAUUUCAAACGAUGGCGCAACGAUUAUGAAGCUGUUGGACAUUGUACAUCCCGCGGCCAGAACUUUGGUUGACAUUGCAAAAUCACAGGACGCUGAGGUUGGCGAUGGGACUACCAGUGUAGUAAUGUUGGCGGGAGAAUUCCUGAAACAGUUGAAGCCGUAUAUCGAGGAAGGAGUGCACCCAAGAAUAAUUAUCAAAGCCGUACGAAAGGCACUCACCUUGUGUGUUGCGAGGAUCAACGAGAUGGCCUUCAAAAUAGAGAAACAUGACGAAGAAAAGCACCGAGCUUUGCUGGAGAAGUGUGCGGCUACUGCCAUGAACUCGAAACUUAUUCACCAGCAGAAGGAUUUCUUUUCUAAAAUGGUCGUUGACGCUGUGACCACUCUGGAUGCGUUGCUUCCUCUGAACAUGAUUGGCGUCAAAAAAGUCACCGGUGGUGCCUUGGAGGAUUCUCUACUUGUUGAUGGCGUAGCAUUUAAGAAGACAUUCUCGUACGCUGGCUUUGAGAUGCAGCCUAAGUCGUAUGAAAAUGUAAAAAUAGCACUUUUGAACAUUGAACUGGAGUUGAAAGCUGAGCGUGAUAACGCCGAAGUUCGCGUUGACAAUGUGAAAGAAUACCAAAAGGUCGUGGAUGCCGAAUGGCAAAUUUUGUACGAUAAGUUGGAAAAGAUUCAUUUGUCUGGUGCUCAGGUCGUCCUUUCCAAACUGCCGAUCGGCGAUGUUGCUACACAGUACUUUGCCGAUAGGGACAUGUUUUGCGCUGGUCGCGUCCAAGAGGAAGAUCUGAAGCGAACUCUCAAGGCUUGCGGUGGAGCAGUGAUGACCACCGUGCAAGAUAUCGACGACAAGGUGCUCGGCACGUGUGCACACUUCGAGGAGCGUCAGGUGGGUGGCGAACGGUUCAACAUUUUCCAAGGCUGCCCGAAUGCGAAAACAUGUACUCUGAUUCUACGCGGUGGUGCCGAUCAGUUUCUGGAAGAAACGGAACGGUCCUUACACGAUGCAAUUAUGAUUGUAAGACGCACGAUUCGAAAUGACUCGGUCGUUGCAGGUGGUGGAGCCAUUGAGAUGGAACUGUCGAAAAUGCUACGUGACUAUUCGCGUACCAUCGCUGGUAAGGAGCAGCUAUUGAUUGGAGCGAUAGCAAAGGCGCUGGAGGUAAUUCCUCGCCAACUUUGCGAUAAUGCAGGCUUCGAUGCGACCAACAUCUUAAACAAGCUGCGUCAGAAGCACGCCCAAGGCUGCCAGUGGUAUGGUGUGGACAUCUUGAAGGAACACAUUGCCGACAAUUUCGAAGCCUUUGUUUGGGAACCAUCAGUCAUCAAAAUCAACGCGCUGACGGCAGCAUGCGAAGCGACGUGUAUGAUCCUUUCGGUAGAUGAAACGAUUAAAAGCCCGAAAUCUGCCGGCGGCGAAAUGCCUCAAGCACCAAUGGGAAGAGGAAUGGGUCGCCCGUUUUAAUGUAAUCGUUAUGCACAAUAAUGUAUCGAUAAUAUUAACAACUUCUUUUAAACUCACUAAUUUAGAUCCAUAAUUUCUCUUCCAAUAAGUUUUUUUGUUAACCUUUAGCACAAUACAUUGCUUCUCCGUUUGCGUUGUCCAAUGCAUAGUUUUCGUUACAGUCAUAAUCAAGUACAUUGCAUAAAUAUACUUAUACUCACAGCACCUCAUACCAAUAAAAAGAUAGUCUCGCUUUGAAACCUAAA
Topomyia yanbarensis is the source of this 2006-nucleotide messenger RNA. RefSeq names its product T-complex protein 1 subunit eta (gene CCT7). The transcript has 5 exons. The coding region runs from base 133 to 1761 and encodes 542 amino acids. Lineage: Eukaryota; Metazoa; Arthropoda; Insecta; Diptera; Culicidae. The record is from RefSeq and is a predicted model, not a curated record. Gene Ontology annotation, biological process: protein folding. Gene Ontology annotation, molecular function: ATP-dependent protein folding chaperone; ATP hydrolysis activity; ATP binding. Gene Ontology annotation, cellular component: chaperonin-containing T-complex.